Polyodon spathula (Mississippi paddlefish) is the source of this 2153-nucleotide messenger RNA. RefSeq lists its product as uncharacterized. Bases 512 to 1315 code for a protein of 267 amino acids. The transcript is spliced from 4 exons. Lineage: Eukaryota; Metazoa; Chordata; Actinopteri; Acipenseriformes; Polyodontidae. The record is from RefSeq and is a predicted model, not a curated record.
CUCAGGUUAGCACGAAUAUAAGGACUAUCUAAUAUUCUGGCAAAACUAGUGCUUCUCCAGGUCGGUGAAACUUGCACUUAGUUUAUUUUUUUUAUUUUUGGAGGGGGGUGGGGGGAGGUGUCUAGGCAUUCCUUAUAGUAUAGGCCAAUGUAUUCGUCCUUGGCCUCUGUCUAAACUCCAUUCCCUGCUCCCUGCUGGAUAACUGAAUCACCCGUUUGCAGGGCUGUUAAUAUCCCUUCCCAUUCCAUUUGCUAUUUUAGGAAAGGGACUGCUGCCAGAGAGAGGGGCUGUGCAAGGGGCUGUGAGUUUGUGUGUGGUUGCAAGAUCUUUUGUGAAACCUUUCUGUCUUUGGUUUUUCUUGUUCAAACUUUCCGAACUUUUGUGGCGUUGUCCCUGUAUUUCUCCCCUUUUUCCAAGCUCCAUAUUAAAAGAUCCUUUUCCUGCUAUUGUAAAGACUCCAGCUCUCCUGCUUCUGUUGAAAGAUUGCCUCCAUACAGCUGGAAAAAGUGCCAUGAACAAGGUGCCGCCCUCCCCUACGGUGGAGUUCCCCCGGAUCAGCGACUGGGACCUGACCGAAAUCGAGCUGCAUUCCGUGGAGUCGAUCAAUGACCUGCAGCGGCUGAACAACUCCGAGCUGCUCAAGGAUCCCCUAGUUGCAGGGGGUGGUCCUCGUCACCACCAGGACAAUGGGAAUCUCCCAGCCCCGGCCCAGGCUCAGCAUGCAGUGCAUUGGCACCGACCGCCCUGCUGCAGCCCUGCCUGCUGUCGGUACCUCUGGGUGUGCAUUGCGGUCCUCCUGGCUCUUCUGCUUCCUGGUCCAGCAGAACGAGACCCUGUACUCCCUCUCCCUGGCUGUCAAGCAGAGGAAGGAGUUUGUGAAGGAGCUGGCCCAGCUCGCCCAGACACUGAAGGAGCUGAGGGUGAGCCUGACCCCCACCCGAGGAGCCCUCCCUCCCUGACUCUUACAGCCUGGCUGGGAGAGCGACAGCAGACCCAACUGCCCGGGGACCCACCAACAGCACACACUGACAAGACAGACUGGCCAUCAUUUCCAUUUGCUUUAGUUAAAUACGCCAGUGAUGGGAUGAGUCAGCGAUGUAGAGAGUGCACUGCAGGCUGCUGUUUCCCUAGCUGUUCAGUGGUAGAUGCUGAGGACUCGUUUGUAGAUGCCAUUGACAAUUGGUUGCUCUGGUUGGCUUUAGUUUGUUUUGUUUGUUUGUUUUCGCGGCGUGACCAGGCUUGUCUGUACGGAUUGCAGAACAGUAUAAGUGUGUUUGGAAUACGCAUUUCCCUGCAUGUCUAUUAUCAGAUAUAAAUGCACAGGAUUCUCACUGUCUGGUCUUUUUUUCACCACCACAGAAGACACCGACAUGCAUUUCUAUUUGUUUAAAGGAUAUGGAUUCUUCAGUGACAACAUUCUGUAUUGAACAUCAAAUUUAAAGUAGAAAAACAAGAGACCAUAGACCAUAGUAUGCAAGACGAGAACGUGUAAGAGAUGGAUUGAAUGUGAAAGGACAAACAUCUACUGUUGCAAUAAAAAAAGAAAAACGCUUUCCACAUUAAAAACUGCAGCUAGACUUUUUUUUGUUUUUUUUUCAGUGGAAGUGGCUUAGCUUGCAGGUUAUUUAAAGUUAAUUCUGGCCUGUUCAAAACCAGCUUGGAGUCAUGAAACCUUUCUGGGCUGUUAGUCAUCAACAAGGUACAACUUUUUUUUAUUAUGACUAUCAUGCUGCAUUUAAAUCAAAACAUAUUAAAAAAAAACGAAAAACAACUUUGAAAUAACAAACCUUGUGCCUGGAUAUUUUGGUAUAUCUUCCCUUUCACACAAAAUAAAAACUUUUUGUAAGAGUUUGGAUUUUUCAAUAUAUUAUACACUGGGAGAACAGACCUGCUGUGUUUAUUUCAGUGUUUCCGUUCAUUUCACCCACUUUGAUCAGUUUAAGCUAUGAAACUGAAGCUUGUAACGUGUGCAUUGUAAUAAUGCAGGUGGGUCUUUGCUCAGUAUAUGUAGUGAUUGCACAGGAAAAGAAACACAGCCACUGGUUAGGGGCAAGUGACCUGUUUGUUUACUAUCGGCUACAAAUGAAGGCAGUGAUUUUAUUAUUCCCAUUCCUAAUGCUUGUGACUGAAGUCUCCAGUGAAUCCAGGCAGAU